GACGUCAGAUCGAAUCUCCACGCGGUGGGAAGUGUUGCAAUCCCUUUUGACAUCCCAGUUUAUUGUGAAAAUAUCGACACAGGGAUACUAAUGGCUACAGAAAACGGAGAUAACGGAGCUCCUGACUCCUGGGAUCAGGAAGUAGACAAUCAAAACGAAAACGAUCCAGGAAAAGAUUUAGCUGAACCUAUGUCAUUCCUGAACGUCAAUGCGGCACCAUUCGUCCCAGGCCAAAAUGUGUUUGCCACAGAGUUUGUGCCCGUCACAAAAAGUGCAGACGAUGACUCUCCACCAGAUGGCACACCUACUGACGAGUCUGGUAAUGCUGGUGGUACUGAGAACAUGGAAACAGAGGAAGGGCAACCAGGGGAUGACUGGGCCGACGAAGACGAGGACCCUGAAGAAGAAAUGGUUGGAAAACCUAUAAUGAAUAUAAAGAAACCUGUGGAUGGAACACCGGAGGUUGAAGUGAAGAAGGAACACGUCAAUGUUGUUUUCAUCGGCCACGUUGAUGCUGGGAAAUCAACGAUUGGUGGUCAUAUUAUGUAUUUAACAGGUAUGGUUGAUAAAAGAACGUUGGAGAAAUAUGAAAGAGAAGCCAAAGAAAAAAACAGAGAAACAUGGUACCUCUCGUGGGCCCUGGAUACAAAUUCAGAGGAAAGAGAGAAAGGAAAAACAGUUGAGGUGGGGAGAGCAUACUUUGAAACUGAAAGUAAACAUUUCACAAUUCUGGAUGCCCCAGGCCACAAAAGCUUUGUACCCAACAUGAUUGGAGGAGCAUCACAGGCUGAUCUGGCUGUACUGGUGAUAUCAGCAAGACGAGGUGAAUUCGAGACUGGAUUUGAACGAGGGGGACAGACAAGGGAGCAUGCUAUGUUGGUUAAGACUGCCGGCGUAAAACACUUGGUUAUAGUUAUUAAUAAGAUGGACGACCCCACAGUUCUGUGGUCAGAAGAACGGUAUAAUGAGUGUAGGGAAAAACUGAUUCCAUACCUGAAGAAGUGCGGCUUCAAUCCUAAAACAGACCUGUAUUUCAUGCCAGUAUCGGGCCUCACCGGAGCUUUUCUCAAGUUUGUACCAGAUGAAAGCGUCUGCCCGUGGUACAGAGGACCAUCCCUUAUUAAUUAUCUAGACGAAUUGGAAUCCCUAAACAGAUCAACAGAAAUGCCAGUCAGGAUGCCUAUUGUGGAUAAAUACAGAGACAUGGGAACGCUUAUACUUGGGAAAUUGGAGGCUGGUGUUAUAACCAAGAAUAUGACGUUAAUGGUGAUGCCAAAUAGGGCUACAAUAAAAGUAAAUCAACUGUUCUCGGAUGAAAUAGAAACGGAGUUGGCCAAUCCAGGCGAAAAUCUCAAAGUGAAGGUCCAAGGAGUGGAAGAAGAGGAUAUAUCGCCAGGCUUUGUGCUCUGUCCAUUGGACGCGCCGUGUAACACAGGGAAGGUAUUUGAUGCUCAGAUUGUGAUACUUGAACAUAAAUCAAUCAUAUGUGCGGGAUACAGUGCCGUGCUGCAUAUUCACACGUGUGCGGAGGAGGUGACGCUGCGCGCACUUCUGUGUAUAAUUGACAAAAAAACGGGCGAUAAAACCCAAGUGAAACCCCGCUUUGUGAAACAGGACCAAAUAGCCAUUGCUCGUAUUGAGGUGAACGGUGGAAUGAUCUGUUUGGAGACAUUCAAGGACUUCCCACAGAUGGGACGAUUUACACUGCGCGAUGAAGGGAAAACCAUUGGAAUAGGGAAAGUGCUAAAGAUUAUUGGUUAAGAAAUACAUUUGACGUGAAAUAGUGUUGGGGGGAAUACUCACCACUGGAUGAAGAAACAGCGCUUGGUGAAUUUCCUCCUACUCAAUAGAAACAGUGCAAGGGUGAAUCCAACUCGCUCAAUGGAGAGUCAACACUGGCUGUAUAUAUUAAAGGACUUGUGCAUUUACGCUGACAUUUUAGGAUUUAAGACAUGCAGAGCAGGUGCUGUUAUCGUGCACCAAGAACCUGUUAAAUAGAUUUUGUUGAUAUCAUGUCACCUUUCAUCAUUCAAAUGUAAUUGCAGGCAUCUUUGGAGACGUUAAAGAUGAGCCGAGUCAGUCUGUCGAUCUGUCAACAAAAAAUUUCUGUAUGACACAUAUUAAAAAAAAACAUGUUUUGUGACCGUUUUGGAAAUUGAGGUUGUAAGUCAUACUCUGUUUAAAAAGAAUUUCUUUAAAAAAAAAUGUUGAAUGUGCCUUCGUCAUAGUCAACAUUCCUAUCUCUCAGGAGUAGUCUUAAAAUGACUGAAACUGGUUUGAUGCAUUCUUUGUCUAUUUGAAAAUCAUUUCUUGAUAUCGGAUAGAAAAUGUUCUGUUUAAAAGUGAUAAUAAACAAUAUAAAUAUAAUUCAGAAAUAUUUAAAAAUAAAAAAACGCAAUAACUACUUUAUUUCAAUGUCAUAAGCUUUGUUUUCAUUCAUUUUCUAUUCAGUGUUUUGGUAAUAUUAUUUGUUUUAGUAGAAGUUUUCACAACAGCUGGACAGGGACAGGCUGACGGAUUGAAAAUCUUUUUUUUGGGAGUGAUACAGUUGUCAUGACUUGCCCACGCCAGCUUGGAUUUUCUCCCGAAAAAUAUAUUUUAACAGAUGACUGAAGCAUUUCAAUAUGAUAGAUUUAAAGUGUGCGUUCCUGCUGUGUGUGAUCUUACCCCUACUUACCUUUACAUGGAGUAAAUUUUAUGUUACUUUCACAGUCAAGGUAAUUAGCCUAAGUGGAAAUGAUAUCAGUUAUAUGGCACUAUUUGAACUGUCGAUGGAGGAGUGUAUUUGUAAAAACCGUUGAACAAGUAAAUCAUUUACAAACAAAGAAAUCCCAAGUAGUAUUUAAAUUAUACAUUGGAUAUCUUCACAAAAAGUUAAGUUGAAUAAAAUCGAUUUUAUUUUUGGAUGUAAAAUGACUUACUCGUUCACUUUUCCAAGUCAUAGUAUGCUAGUUAAAAUUACUAACCUGAAGGAUUUCUUCAGUAAAUUUACGCAGGCCAGAUUUUUUCCAUGAAAAGUUGCAAUUAUUUGUAAAAAUGAGAAUUGUAAGAGAAUUCCUGUGUAAUUCCAGAUCCAAUACUUAUAUUUGAGGCGUAACAACUUCCCACAGAUGUGAUUUAUCAGAGACGGGUUAUUUGGUAGUGAACAGAUUCUUAGAAUAUAGAGUGUUCAUAAAAUACAUUCAGGGAAUUAUUUAUUGGAAAAUUACACUAGUAAUGUGUAGUUUUCCGACUCUUAUCUUCAUUGGUCUUCUGUUAUUUUUAAGGUCACUGAGUCUUCAACGAACACAAGAGAUUAACCCUUUCACCACUAUAGACCAUAAUGGACUCGUCCCCAAAAACGCAUGGUAGAGUCUACUAAAAUUACCUAGGGGUGAAAGGAUUAAAAAGUAACCCAUAUAAAAUCAAUGGUACCUCUAUGAUGAAAUGUGAAGCUCCUACAUUGAGUUCUGGAAGCAUUUCCAAAAACCUCUGCCUAUAUUUAUUUUGCUAUUAAGUUGAUUGGUUAAUUUAUCGAAAAACCAGAUUUUAGAAUUACUAAUCAAAAUGAGCAGUAAAAUUCAGUAAAGAAAGAAUUUGAAUUUCUAUAUCCGAGUCUCUUGGUUAAUGGAGAAAGAGCCGCAGUAUAUUUUCGUUUUAUUAGAAAAAAAUUGAUAGGUUGAUCAGUUGAGUUGUAUUGCUGGAUAGCCACGGUCUGGAUAUGAUCCCUCGUAAGCUAGGGAAACAAUAUCAGACAGUGUUAGGUAUGUUGUUCACAUCAGUAGGACCUACCUAGAGUGGAAAAAUUGGUUUGUAUAAGAGCAUAUGAUACAGGCAAAACUAGAUAAUAUAGGCUGUUAUAUAGCUUCUAAAUGUGAUAUCUGUGGACCAUCGGUUGUAAUUGAGACACUGAUAAUCCAGUAACAUCACUUUGGGAUUAAGUAACGGCUAACAGGAUUUGUUGCAUUUGCCAUUGCUUGAUAAACCUGUUUGGAAAUCAAAAAGUGUCAAAGCUAUCAGGGUUUCUGUGUGUUUGAAGUCUUGAAGCCCUUCCUGCAGGAAUCAUUUUAAGUGCUGUUUAAUGGGUGUGUUGCUACAUGAAAUUGUUAAAAGUUAAAUUUUCUGUUGUAUGUUUCUCUCUUCCCCUCCCCCUCCCCCUCCCCCCAAUUAUAAUUUCUUUAUCAUUUAAUCCCCAUACUUUUUGUACAUAUAUUUACUUUAAGUAGGUGAGAACACGAUAUCAUUGCUUGGAUCAGCGUGCGAUGGUACAGAUUAUAUGGAUAUGUGUGCGUGAGAGGAGAAAUCAACUGUGACGGAUGUUUGAAAGCUAGUAGUCUAUGUGAGAGAGUAAAUGAAAAUUGUUGUUUCAGAAAUGCAAAACAUGUUCACAGGUGCUUACAAUCGUGAGGUAAAUUUCUUGUUUGCAGAAUCCUUAUCACAAAGUUACAAUAUAGCUUCUUCACACUGGUGUUGAGCCUGCGUUUGGCUUCAAAUGUUUUCCAUGAAGUUGUUAAAAUUAAUCGCAUAGUAAUGAUGUAUAUAACUUUAACUUUUUAAAUGUAGGUACAAUUGUAUGUUGUAGACAUAUUUUUUUCCUAAUAUAUAUAUAUUAGAAGGGAUGGAUUAUAUACUUGUCAAGUAUUCAAAAAGAUUUGGCCAUAUUAAUACUCGUUUUCCUUUUAAUUGUUGAACAUUUCAGAUACCAUUUUUGUGCCACCAUCCGUACAGGUUCGGUUGUAAUAAGGUGGUCGCUGUGCAAUUGCUGCAGAUACACUCAUUGUACAGUUAGGCUGACAAAGCUUUGAGUCAAAUUCCCUUAAUUUUGAUAAUUUGUGCUCUUUUACUCUUUUGUUUGAGAAAUUAUUAGCCUUUCCAUAUUUUAUGCCCGCUACAUUUGCGAAGAGAGCAUUUAGUGUUUUGAUUUUCCAGCGGUCAGCCCGUCCGUUCAUGUGUGUGACAUCUUGGUUAGAAUUUGCGUUGGGCUAAAUUUUCUCUGAUGCUACAAGUCCCAAAGUCAACAAUCUUAAAAUGCAGGUGUAUUCUAACAAGUAUGACAUCAGGUGAUUUGUAGGUCACUGUGACCUAUAUUUUCCAUUUCUACCAAAGCUAAAACGAGACAUGUAUGUUUUAAAAUCAUUUUUUCAUUGGUCUUUAGUUGACCGUGUUAGACUGUUGAUGGAUAUUUGUAUUCAUUUCAUUUCUGGAAGGGAGAAAAAUACCCUGGGUAAGCAAAAAUUCUAUACUUUAUUUGACGUCUGAGGUCUCGUGAGGAAAUAUGUUGUUUUUGGACUGGAUACACAACAGUGAAAGGCCUUUCUAAUACAAUGUACUUGUAACAGGGUUCCGCUUCAUUUCAUGUUUCUCUCUGACAAAUGAUAAGUGUUAUUAUUAUAAAGCAGUACUGUUUAGAAAGUUGUUAAAAUCUCUUCAAAACGAUUGCUCAACUGGUGUUUCAUUUAACAGUUAAAACAGUACAGCAAAACCUCGUUAUGCUGCCAACAUUUGUCCAGAGCUGUUUUGGCAUUAUAAAGGGGUUUGGUGAUGCAUCAGCUCAUUCACCCCUGAGGACACAUUUGAAACCUUCCAAUUCAAAGGUUGGAAUUGUUCAUUAUGAAAUUUCAGGUGUGAAUGAUUUAAGGGAAAUACACAAAGGAGUUCAUAAGAAAGCAGGAAAACGGGACAUUGAAAUAUGUUGGCAGUAAACGAGGUGGCAAAUGAAACGAGUGGUAUUAUAGCGAGGUUUCACUGUAAAGCUUUAAAAUCAGCUUUUUGAGUGUGAAUACAAAAUGUGUGGUAGUAUUUAUGGGACGGUGAUGGGCGUACAAAUUUUGUUAUGUACUUUCAAAAGCUUAGUUUUAUCAGUUUAAAAUGUAUUGGAUUAUUUAUGUCUUAAAUGAAAACUGGAUUAAAGAAUGACAAAUGAUAUACAUCUAACAAGUAAAACACCAUGUAACAGUUUCCUAUAUAAUCUAAGGUCCAAGACGUUGAAGAAAAGUCUAGGAAAGGUCCUUUUUCAUUGUGGAUCCGAUAUAUUUUUUUGAAAUGUGUGGAAUUUGCACAAAACAUUUUCUGGUUUGAAAGUGCGUAGCAUUGUAAAUAAGAGCCAGUAUUGUUGAAAUUAUUUGUUGACAGGACAAAGUUUGCAGAAAUUGUCAAUAGUGAUUAAUUAAUGAUGUAUCUGAACUUUUCUGUAAAUCUGACAAAAAUAUUCAGAGAUUAAAGAAUGAAGAAUUGUUUCACUAUAUAUAUAUAUAGGUUUACAUCAGUUAUAUAUACAUUACAAAUCUCUGCACUUGCAAGCAUAGCCACAAGCACCUGCUGAGAUUUUCUAUGUUAGAAACGAAAACAUGUAAUUAAUUGUAUGAAAAUAUCAACUUUAACAAUUGUAAUUAAAUUAUGACGUAUGAAAAUUUUGAACUUUACCAAUUACACAUGUCAUCAUUAUUGAUAUCGUGCUCGUCACGCAGAAUGUGAAAUUUCAUCAGGAAUUCUUAUGAAACCUUUAAACAGUAAUUGUAGAUCUUGAUGAAGAAAUCUUUUUAAUUAAAACUGCAGGUACCAUGAAA
Mizuhopecten yessoensis (Yesso scallop) is the source of this 6545-nucleotide messenger RNA. RefSeq names its product eukaryotic peptide chain release factor GTP-binding subunit ERF3A-like. Gene Ontology annotation, molecular function: GTPase activity; translation release factor activity; GTP binding. NCBI's taxonomy places the organism in Eukaryota, Metazoa, Mollusca, Bivalvia, Pectinida, Pectinidae. Gene Ontology annotation, biological process: translation. The transcript has 14 exons. Gene Ontology annotation, cellular component: translation release factor complex. The record is from RefSeq and is a predicted model, not a curated record. The coding region runs from base 91 to 1761 and encodes 556 amino acids.